GCGUGUACAGUAAAAACGGCUUCUUGUGAACAAGGGGUGUGUAUUUUCCGCCCACCUCACCAUCCCUGGCGCUAAUUGGUUCCUUUGUCUGUCAAUCCAAUGAGGUGACAAAGGUGUUGUUUAGACGCCUUUGACAGGUAUGUCGCCAACAAGGGGGCCACGGCGACCUAUAACGGAUGACAUGUCUAUUCUGUUCCGUGUGUAGUUUUUAGGGUUAAACGUGAUGAAAUGCUGCUUAGAUUUGAAAGCAACGUCGACAGCUAACGUAACACCGGACUGAAGCCCAUGGAUGUAGCAUAGCAGCCUGCUAGCCAACCACUGAGAAAGGUAGCCAUUGUUUGAGUUGUUGGCUAACAUGGCAACGGAAGCUAACAGCAGCUAGACGGAAUUAACUGCCGUGUUACUGGUAAGAUACUGCUGUGGUCAUCCUGCAUGAUGUGUGAUGGUCAUGGGGCUAGUGAGCAGUGCCUGUCCCUCUCUCCGUCUUGGGCCAGCCCUCCCAUUUAACCAUAUCCCCGAAGUCUCUCUCCCAUCCUGCCAAGAUGACCGACAGGAAGGAGCCACCCUUCUUUAAUGACGACAGUGUGGGAGCUUUUCACUAUAAGCUCCCUUUCUAUGACACUAUGGAGCUCUUCAUAGAGACCCUGACAGGGACCUGUUUUGAGCUGCGCGUGUUGCCCUUUGAGGCUGUCAUUUCAGUCAAGGCAAAGAUCCAAAGGCUGGAAGGUAUCCCAGUUGCCCAGCAACACCUUAUCUGGAACAAUCUGGAGCUGGAUGAUGAACACUGUCUACAUGACUAUGGCAUUGCAGAGGGCUGCACUUUGAAACUGGUCUUAGCUAUGAGGGGAGGCCCAAUUAAUACCAGGAGAGUAGCCAUGGAGGAUCCUAUCAAAGAGGUGACUGACCUGAUGGAGAGCACAAAGGAGGAGGGUUGUGAGAAAAGCCUGGCUAACAAGCAGGUUACAUUUGUGGUCUAUCGUGAAAAUGACCAGCUAAACUUCUUCCGGGUGGUCGACAGGGGAGAUGGAACCCUGACCCCUCUGUCUGAAUCUCUGAGUGGUGGCUCGGUGUACAAUGUGUGUGCAGAGGAGGAGGAGGAAGGAGCGAGUUCUGCAGUUGAACAGCAAAGCCUUGAGAACUCCAUCACCAUGAACAAAAUUAAGCUACUCAAAGCCAAGAUGGAGGACAUGAACCUCAACAAGAAGCCGAAGAAGUCGGCAAAGAUAAAACCACGGCCCCCUGUUAGCCCACAACCCUGCGGUGGCUCUCUAGGACUUUCCAACACACGUCACCACCAUCGCCUGUUUCGUUCGCACCCCCAGAUCAACCAGCCGUGGCAAUCAAAUGCACAACUACCUCCAAUCACAGAUCAUGAAUCUAUAGACUCCUCCCCACCGUCUGCUGCUGCAACCUCUGCCCCUUUUUCUAUCCCUAGACGACCCCCUCCCUCUUUGUCCUCGCCUUCUUGUUAUAUGCUUCAGGAGGAGGAGCCAUGGGAGACAUGCCCACCAUUUGCAAAGAUCCGGCCCCCUCCUAAAGUGUCCCGGUUGGACAUUGGCAGCACCAGGUUGAUGAGGGACUGUGUGUACCCUCAGCUUCCUCCGCUGUGUAUCAGGGGGCCACCUGAAGCCACCUUUGACCCCGCUGAGCCUGCAGGGGAGGCAGUCGGGCUGAGUUUAUUAGAGGAAGCUCCUGGGCUGGUGGUGCCAGCACAACCUGGAGCUCCAUUUGGGGAACUGUUAGACCCUCUGGGUCUGGAUGUGUCCACACAGCCAGAGGGAGGUCGUCGGUCCCUCGAGGUUGGGGCUCAGCACCAGUUUCCGCUCUCCCCCUCCCCACUCAGUACCUGGACACUUGGGACAAGUGAUACUUUCACCAGCAGAGGUCAGAGGACACAGCUCGGCACACCAUUUCAUAUCAGCCCCCCCUCUCCUUUGCCCGUUUCCACCUCAUCAUCCACUUCUACCAGGCCGCUGCCUCAGGCUUUUGAUUCCACUCUCUCCUGUUUACAGCCCAACCUUCAAGCACAAUCCUCAGCACAAGUGAAGCCAGCCAGCACAUCCCCUCACCCCUCCACCACCUUGUCAACUCAUCCACCACGCCUUUGUGGUGUUAAAGUGGAGUCACCUGGCAAAAGGCCAGAGCUUAUCUCGAAGAGGGAAGCAAGAGGCAUCACUAAGAUGGCCAACCAAGCAUCUAAGGAGCCACUGGGUACCCUAAACAACUCUGAACUCUUAGCGUCUCUCUCUACAAGGGCUGCAGAUAGCAGCAACAGGAAGGAUGGCUUUGGAGAGAGUCUGGGACUGGCAUUGCCCCCUGCCACUGCCUCAGGACUGAGCAGCCUUGGCUCCAGGCUGCCAUCCAUCCCAACUAACAGGCUUCUUCAGGAUGAUCUGAUAAGACAAGUAUCACCUUUACACCGAGCAGCAGCCUCUUACAUGGCCACCAACACACUUGAAUCAGCCGGGGGAGUUAUGACUUCAUUCGGGAGAUUAGGCACACCAACAUACCACCUACCUCCAGUCAAGGCUCCCACAGGCAGCAAGAAGAAGAGCUCAAAGCAUUGCUUCCUCUGUGGCAAGAAGACUGGCCUGGCCACCAGCUACGAGUGCAGGUGUGGUCACAACUUCUGUGCCACCCACCGCUACGCAGAGACGCAUGACUGCACUUAUGACUACAAGAGUGCCGGACGGAGAUUUCUGCAAGAAACCAACCCUCUCAUUAGUGCUCCCAAGCUGCCUAAGAUCUAGACCCGACAAACCCUCGCCUCUUCAUAGAGGAAGACCAACCUGAAGAACUACAGGUCAAACCGACUGAAUGGAAGAGAUUCUGCAAAAUCAUUUCUAGUAGAACGAAGGAACUAAUUCACCACUGUGUGCUUUUUUUAUCAGCAAGGUUUGCUUAACAUUUUAAUAAAAUAGUCUGUAAAUCCAAGUGUGAACAGACACGUAGACUGAAAUGGCAAAGACCUAAUGAUCUCUAAUUGACAAUGUGAGGAUGUUUAUCAUUUUUAUCUGUUACCUUGUUCUUUUUAUAUUGUGUCAAAACAAAACAAAAAAAAACUGUGCUUGUAUGUAGGUCGUUUUUGCUAAAUAUAUCUGCUGCACGUUUUAGUUUUGUCAGCCUUUUGUUUUUAAAGAUAGGACCGCUGAUGACUUUUCAUUCGACAAGUCUUUGACAGAUGCACUUUAGAACUAUCAUAUUUAUACGUUUGACUUUCCUUAUUGUGGGGGGAAGAAUACUUACAUUUCUGUUUGUUUUAUGAAGUGUUUAAAUUGUCGUCAUCCAGAUUGUUAUAUUCUUCACCUCUAAAUGUCUUUCUUACAUGGGCACAUACAUACCGACAUCACUAACAAUAUUUCUUAAAGAGAACAGUACACCCACUUAUUGAUGAAAUACUUAAUAUUUAUUAUUAAUAAAUAGUACUUAUUUAAAUUUAAGGUUGGUUUUAAAAUAGCAAGUAUGCAAUGUGUUUAGGUGUGAAUGUCAGUUGUAAUCUGUAAUCUGUAAUAUCAAGUAAACGUUAUUAGGAUUGGGAGAGGGGGUGCUUAUGGUAUUUAUGUCUACAAGUAAGGUGGUUGCCAUAAAAAAAAAAUUUUAAGU
Molecule: messenger RNA, 3603 nt
Organism: Perca flavescens (yellow perch)
Lineage: Eukaryota; Metazoa; Chordata; Actinopteri; Perciformes; Percidae
Gene: zfand4
Product: zinc finger, AN1-type domain 4
Exons: 10
Coding region: 543-2750 (735 amino acids)
Molecular function (GO): zinc ion binding; protein binding
Source: RefSeq, a predicted model, not a curated record